GUGUGAAAUGUAAUAGUUGGGGUGGCAAAUCGAGCUCUCCUGAUUUCAUUUCAGUGAACAAAAAGCCUAACCUGACGUUAGUUAAAACUUUGAACAGCUUGUGAAUGAAGCUGUGACGCUGUGUUUGCUCCAGGUCUGGUUUUGGAUUAAACAAAGCCCUGAAAUCCUCACAUACAUACACGAAUCAUCUUCCUUUGUUUUCUUUCCCUUCAUUCAGCUCACUCACUUGUUCUUCAAGUUAGCCAAAACCAUGCCUCCCUCAACCUCUUUGACUUUGCAGCCCUCAGAAUCCGCUACAUCUCCAUUAUUCUACUUCUUUUGCCGUCCUCUCCCACCUGGAUUCUCGCAUCCUCACCAUCACCAUUCGUUGACCACACCGCAUUUUCAAUUUCCCUUUUUCCCUUUGCGUGUUCUGAAAAAAGGUGGAAGGCGCGGUUAAUACACUUACUUACAUGGGAGUUUUUAAGUUUUUCUGAGUUUAUAUUCAUUUGGGUAUCCGCCAUUUGGUUCAAGGUUCCAUCUUUGUGAAUGAUCUCGCUGUGGACAUUGCAACUAGUUCGAGUUUUCAUUUGGGUAUCAGGAGCAUAAUUAAUUGAUCAUAUGUCAUCUGAUUUCAAGUUAGACAUUGCUACUCAGCAUGACACGGAAGAACCACUGUUAAGCACCGCCUUAACUUCAAAACGGUCACAAGAUGAAAAGACUAAUGUCGUGCACACAAUUUUCAAUGGAAUUCGCGAGCAAGGAAAGUUAUCAAUGAGCAACUUUGCAACAAACGCAGAACGUAGAUCUUUGAGUGAUAGAUUUCUUAAAACAAAUAAAGCUACAGUUGGGGAUGAUGCCAGUUUUCAUGUAAAUGGGGAGGAAAGGCAUCGUUUGCACGGAUCAGCUAACAAGAAAUCUGGACCACUUAUCUCUGGAACAGCUUACUGUAUUUCCUCUUGCUGCAUGAUAAUGCUGAACAAAAUUGUUUUAUCAAGUUAUAACUUCAAUGCAGGAAUAUCAUUGAUGUUUUAUCAAAACUUGAUCAGUACUCUGGUGGUGGUUUUAUUGGCCCUCUGUGGCAGAGUUUCAGUUGAAAAGCUCAAUUGGAGGCUGGUCAGGGCCUGGAUCCCUGUAAAUGUGAUAUUUAUUGGCAUGCUUGUUUCAGGCAUGUAUAGUUUGAAAUACAUAAACAUUGCAAUGGUGACAAUUCUCAAGAAUGUGACAAAUAUUUUAACAGCAGUUGGAGAAUUAUAUUUAUUUCGGAAACGUCAGAAUUCCAAAGUGUGGACUGCUAUGUUUCUGAUGAUUAUCUCUGCUGUCGGUGGCGGGUUUACAGAUCUCUCCUUCGAUGCAGUUGGUUAUUCCUGGCAAAUUGGCAAUUGUGUCCUUACUGCAAGUUAUUCUCUUACCCUUAGGUGGGUUAUGGACGAAGCAAAAAAGUCAACAAAAUCUGGAUCCCUUAAUGAAGUGUCAAUGGUUUUGCUGAACAACUUAUUGUCUUUACCUUUUGCCAUCAUCUUGAUCUUCCUUUUCAGAGAGUGGGAUUAUGUAAUACACGCCGACGUAGUUAAACUGCCAAUGUUUUGGGUCUUUGCAACAGCUAGUGGACUUCUUGGACUUUCUAUCAGCUUUACCUCAAUGUGGUUCUUACAUCAAACAGGCCCUACAACAUACAGUCUUGUAGGUUCAUUAAACAAGAUUCCAAUCUCUGUUGCUGGCAUUCUAGUGUUCAAUGUGCCUGUCAGCGUAUCCAAUUUGUUCAGCAUUUUGUUUGGUCUCUUUGCUGGUAUAUUCUUUGCAAGAGCCAAAAUGUCCUCUUGAUCUAGAAGCAGUCUUAAUAAUAACCAAUAAAGUGAGAGGACCUAUACAUAUAUAAGAUUCAUAUAGGUUCUUGUUUGAACAGUGCAAAUUCAACUCUUAAUGUAAGUGCUGAACCUCAUGUGUUAGAAUAGGCAUCUGAUACACCUGCAAGGGUCAACUAUUGAAGUUUUCUUGCUUUCAGUAUUGGAACUUGUAAACAGAGUCAGAGAUUGUUCCGGUGAUGAAUAUCAACCUUCUGCGGAGUUUUAUGUUAUACUUUUUUUGUAUGUUUUUAUUAUAUUUGUAGUUUUGUACUAGACACAGGAAUUAUAAUGUUGGAUAUAUGUAGUACUUGAAUAUAUUUUUUGGACUAAAAUGUAAUGAUGGUGUGAUGUUAUUCUUUGACAAACACAAAACAUAAAAAACGUAUUCUGUAACAAAUGAUCCACUGCCCAUCAUUUUAAAGCACCA
This is a messenger RNA of Lotus japonicus, 2253 nucleotides long. RefSeq names its product GDP-mannose transporter GONST2-like. Gene Ontology annotation, molecular function: GDP-mannose transmembrane transporter activity; antiporter activity. The coding region runs from base 601 to 1803 and encodes 400 amino acids. The record is from RefSeq and is a predicted model, not a curated record. The transcript is spliced from 10 exons. Gene Ontology annotation, cellular component: Golgi apparatus. NCBI's taxonomy places the organism in Eukaryota, Viridiplantae, Streptophyta, Magnoliopsida, Fabales, Fabaceae.